CUCAGCAGCAGACGGUGCAGAUGACCCUGGGGCUCUGCUGGGCUCCCUGGAGAGGAUGAGGUUUGGGUCUGUCCCCGCAUAUCCUGAGAGGGCAAGGUUGGGGGCAGCAGGGGAGGCUCCUCCCGGUCCUUUGAAAGCUCUUGGUUCAGCCAGGGCCCUGUCCGCCCGCCCACUCUGGUGGCAGCGCUGGGUGGCUCGGCCAGGUGAAGCGGCGAGGAGCCGGGUGCCCUGGGGCGGGCACACCCCCGGCGGGCUGCGCGCAGAGCCCUGCACAGAGCGCGGCGCUCUCCUUCCCGCCCGAGGCGGCCGUUCCGGAGGCUGAGCCCGGGGAACUCACCGCCCGCCUGGGCUGGCUCCCUCUGGCGCGUCCCUGCCACGAGAUGCCGCCUCUGCGUCCCGGACACAACGGCCGAAGGACGACCCCCGGCUCCCAAGCGACCCCGACGUACCCCCAGUUCUAGCGGGGACCCCGCCGCCUCCCGUAGCCGGGCGCCCUGGUCCGGAGCUCACCUUCCCGAGCCCCCGCCGCCCCGCGACCACCGGGGGCGGGGACAGCGAGUGCGGGGCGGGCUCCAGAGGGGGUGGCCUCGCCGCAGCUCUCCGGGUCUAAGGAGCUAGGGAGAGCGCAACUCCCCCCCAAGCCGGGAGAGAGCCUCCCGAGGAGAAGGAGAGAGGGCACUUGUUCCCUGCCAGCGAGUUUCUGGAAGCGUGUAUUGUCCCCGGCUCUAGAAGGAAGAAACCUGACCCUCGCCCGCUGGGCGCCGAGAUGCCGCAGGCUUAAAUGGAGCUCCGAUACUGCACCCCAAGAAUGCUGGCAGGGACACUGACUCAUUAAGGGAGAGCAGAGCAUCGGCAGAGAAUGGGGCAUCGGCCUGCAGAUAUUGCUCCGGAUUUCCCAGCAGUGUCACUCAGAGCUCUGCAGGGCCAGAUGGAGAUCACUAUGGGGGUCGUGGAUGAGAAUGUCACCAACUCCUCCAUCAGUUUCCUCUCUGUACUCAACCCCUAUGGAGCCUAUGCUGCGUCUUUCCCGUUCAACACCAGCUAUGGUGACUAUGAUAUGCCCCUGGAUGAAGAUGAGGAUGUGACCAACUCCCGGACGUUCUUUGCUGCCAAGAUUGUCAUUGGCAUGGCCCUGGUGGGCAUCAUGCUGGUCUGUGGCAUUGGCAACUUCAUCUUUAUUGCUGCCCUGGCCCGCUAUAAGAAGCUGCGUAACCUCACUAACCUGCUCAUUGCCAACCUGGCCAUCUCUGACUUCCUGGUGGCCAUUGUCUGCUGCCCCUUUGAGAUGGACUACUAUGUGGUGCGCCAGCUCUCCUGGGAACACGGCCACGUCCUGUGCACAUCUGUCAACUACUUGCGCACUGUCUCUCUCUACGUCUCCACCAAUGCUCUGCUGGCCAUCGCCAUUGACAGGUAUCUGGCUAUAGUUCACCCGCUGAGACCACGGAUGAAGUGCCAAACAGCCACCGGCUUGAUUGCCUUGGUGUGGACGGUGUCCAUCCUCAUCGCCAUCCCAUCUGCCUAUUUCACAACGGAGACAGUUCUCAUCAUUGUCAAGAGCCAGGAGAAGAUCUUCUGUGGCCAGAUCUGGCCGGUCGACCAGCAGCUCUAUUACAAGUCCUACUUCCUCUUCAUCUUUGGCAUCGAGUUCUUGGGCCCGGUGGUCAUCAUGACCCUGUGCUACGCCAGGGUCUCGCGGGAGCUCUGGUUCAAGGCGGUCCCCGGGUUCCAGACGGAGCAGAUCCGCAAGCGGCUGCGCUGCCGCAGGAAGACGGUGCUUGUGCUCAUGUGCAUCCUCACCGCCUACGUGCUGUGCUGGGCGCCUUUCUACGGCUUCACCAUCGUGCGCGACUUCUUCCCCACCGUGUUUGUGAAGGAGAAGCACUAUCUCACUGCCUUCUACAUCGUGGAGUGCAUCGCCAUGAGCAACAGCAUAAUCAACACCCUGUGCUUCGUGACCGUCAAGAACAACACCAUCAAGUAUUUCAAGAAGAUCAUGCUGUUCCACUGGAAGGCUUCUUACAAUGGGAGUAAGUCCAGCGCUGACCUUGAUCUCAAAACCGUGGGGAUGCCUGCCACUGAAGAGGUGGACUGCAUCAGACUGAAAUAACCCAAAGCGCCUUGCACAGUUGAAACCCAAGACAGGAUCUUUGGGUCACUGAUCAGUGAACUUGGAUACAUGCGUCGACCUCAAACUCCUGGUUUUCUGCAGAGGACAGAGUAAAUGUGUCAUGAGAACACUGUGUUCAAGGAGCUCAGAAUUUCUAAACCUGAGGUGAUAAGACAUUGUCAUUAGUAGACAUUCAUUAAAUGUCUAAUGUGUUUGAAGAAUAGGCACUGGUGAAACCUAAUAAGUUGAUGAUAUUUAGUUGACAAAAUGAAAUAGGGAUUAAAUCAUGGAAAAUGUGGUGUAGAGUCUCUGGAAUAAGGAGGGAGCUGGAGCAGGUAUCUAGGAGCACAGUGCAUGUGUGGGCAGUGUGAAGAUCUCUCCAAGUCAUUGCAGCUGCUUAUCACAUCUGGCGCAUCUCUAGGAGUGCCCUUAGGUUCAAGUUCACUCUUGACAUUUUCAAGAAUGCAAUGGAGAGUCCCACCUCUUUUUGCAGUCCUUCUCUUCUCAUCCCUGCUUCUCAUCCUCACUGGGAAGAGUCAUGCAUGCCUGCACAUGGAAACCCAAGGAUUCAUGGCCAAGUUUGUGCAAACUCCCCCCUCCCCUGCCACACAAUGCCUUAUGUAGGGAUCUGCAUAUACAUAAGGCUUAUUAUCAUCAAGAGGAUGGACUUGGGGAAGAAGCCCCAAGACCCCGGACAGCAUUUGGACAGGGAAUUACAGAGUUUUGAAUCUUUGGGGCAGAUCUGGAGAAGGGAAGCCUGGGCUCAGAGUGGGUGGAUCCAUGAACUAUUCAUCCUGGGGUGAAGGGAGGUACAGAGGGAAGAGUCAAACAGGACUUCUGAAAGCAUGUGGGGCUCAGGGCAGGCGCUUAAGUUCUUUGGGUAUAAGGAUGCUGCUUCUUUGCCUCUCAGUUAUUCUGGCCUGAACCUAUUAGGUUUCUCAUUAAAUCCUUUCCUUCUUUCUUAUGUCUCCAUGCCUGUGCAGCACAGAAGCUUUGAAAGUUGACACAGUACCUCCUGGAUGGGCCAACAAAAUAUGUGAGAAAAUGCUUCCAACCAUACAAUGCCACCCGCAACACCAUAAUAAUUCUGGGUAGUGUACUUGGACAAAGAAACCCCUGUUACAUCUCCUUUCAAUAUUCUUUCUGUGAAUUAUCCCCCUACCUUUUUAUUUUUUUGGCAGUGCCUCAUGCAUUCUCUUCCUAACAAUGUGGUACAAACAAGGCUGUGCUGUUUGACAGCAAAAAAACUUGAAGGGAAUGGCUAUGGGCCUCCAGUCAGGAACUGGACUUAGGGUGUUGGAAACUCCAGAAUCAGAGCAUCUUCAUGAUCAUGGAAGUAAUGACCAUCUUCCCCUGCAUGUUCCCAGUCAGCAGGGAUUUGGGUGAUGAAGUAGUGUUUCUCUCUCUGUUUUUAUUCUCAUCAGUGUGGAGACCUAGAGUGGACUUGUCCUGUUCUUUUUAUUGAAUUCUAGAGAGGAACAUUUUUGAGGCUGUGAUACCUCGGUCAAGUUUCCUCUCCAAGUAUAGUCAACUUUUUGUUUUAAGCAGCAAAGUUUUUUUUUUUUUUUUUAAUCAUUUCUUUAUUUCCAUGGAAAACACAUCUCAAAAACCUACAUAUUCUUCUCAUUCAUCACCCAACUGACUUACCCUAGUUUAGUUAGAAUUUUCUAAGAAAAUAAAAAUUAAUUAAAAUAUUAGCCUAAACCAAACACACAUUGGAAAGCAAUUCUUAUUUUUCUAAUAAAAUCACAUAUUACAUUCUAAAAUCACUAGUUUUGGAGUUAAAAAAUAAUAAGAUGAUGCAAUUUAUUGGUAUUGUGGUCACCAUGACUUUACAGAAUACUAAACAAGAGUUGACUGUAUUAAAUAGUACCUUUUUUUUUAAAUAAAUGACAACAAAAUUACUUUCUGCUUUUUAGCCUAAAAUGUAUAAAAAUUUUCACUCAUUUAUUGUCUGUAUAUUUCUAAGUAUUAGUGUCUGCUUGUGAUUUUAUAGUGAAUGAAAGUGUUACUAACCACUGAAAUAAAAAUAGAUGUAUGUACAUGA
Sciurus carolinensis (gray squirrel) is the source of this 4157-nucleotide messenger RNA. RefSeq names its product prokineticin receptor 1 (gene Prokr1). Gene Ontology annotation, molecular function: neuropeptide Y receptor activity. Bases 860 to 2110 code for a protein of 416 amino acids. The transcript has 3 exons. Gene Ontology annotation, cellular component: membrane. The record is from RefSeq and is a predicted model, not a curated record. Lineage: Eukaryota; Metazoa; Chordata; Mammalia; Rodentia; Sciuridae. Gene Ontology annotation, biological process: neuropeptide signaling pathway.